UCUCCCAUAGACCUCUCGAGCUUGUCACAGUACUCUCUCUCUCUCUCUCUCUCUCUCUCUCUCUCUCUCUCUCUCUCUCUCGCCUUGUGCCCUUUUCAAAGUUUUUCUUCUUCGAGGCUUCAACGUAAGCUCACGGCAAUUACCAGAACUCGCGCGCGCGCAUUCUAGGUGGCAUUCGAAGCUCGGUAAUCAAGAACUAUAUUCAAGAAUGGUGAUGUUCAACUUGAGGCAAAGAUCUUGAAGAAUUAGCUCGAAUGCGUUAAACUGGAUCCAUGGAAGAUGGAGGCUCGAAGGGCACUUCUUCGCCAUUUCUAGACAGUUUCAACUGCUGGCGGAAUCGAGGUCGUAAAAGAAACGGAAGCUUGAAUCAGCUGGUUUAUAUACUGCUUUGGUUUUUCUUGGAGCGUUCAUAUAAAUAGCAAGAACGCACUUCGAUUCUUUUGCCAAUCCCAAUUCGAAGAAAAAGUAAAGCAUUUUACCUGUUCAGCUUGUUAUAUCUUUGGUGAACUCAGAGAACUGUCCGAUCGUAUUUUUCUAACAGCUUUCAGUGGGUAAGGUAGCUUGAAGUAUUCCAAGAGAUUCUCUGAUGAUUCUGUAGGAAAUCCCACAAUCGGAUACACUUGCCAGUGGAAUCAACCUUCUUUGAUGAUGCAAUAUCAUUCCGGAAACUAAUGGAGGAAAGCAACGAUCGAAAUUCUCCUUCAGCCAGGCCAGGUGGUAGUUUUAAAUCGACUCUGUCUGGAAGAUCGACUCCACGAAACUCUCCGUCAUUUCGCCGACUAAAUUCUGGCAGAACACCAAGAAGAGAAGGCAGAAGUAGUUUUGCUAGUUCCCUGAGGCUUCGUGGCAAUCGAUUACUGUUAUGGUUGUUUCUCAUUACCCUCUGGGCUUAUCUUGGAUUUCUUGUUCAGUCCAGGUGGGCACAUAGUGAUAAGAAGGAUGAAUUUUCGGGCUUUGGAAUUGGAGGCAGGUUAAGUGACCCAAAUUCAGAUGUUGAGUGGAGUAGGCAUCGUGAUGUUGAACAGAGGAGGCGUCGUGAUUUGAUUGCUAGUGAUAGUUUCUUAUCUCUUAAUAAUGACACAGUUAAACAUGAGGUGUGGGAUGGUAAAAAAAUGACAGUGGCUUUGGCCCAGAAAGAAGAGGGUGUUCCAUCUCCUCGCAAAACAAGCUCCAAGAAGAGUAGACGUUCACGAUCUAGAGGUAGAGCACGUCGUAAGCUGAAACCAACAGUGGAAGUUGAGAACAGUGAUAUAGAGGAGCAAGACUCAGAAAUUCCUAAAAGGAAUACUACCUAUGGAUUGCUUGUUGGUCCGUUUGGCUUGACAGAGGAUAAAAUUCUGGAAUGGAGUCCCGAGAAGCGUUCUGGAACCUGUAACAGGAAGGGGGACUUUGCUCGUCUUGUUUGGUCCAGGAGAUUUAUCUUAAUAUUCCAUGAGCUUUCUAUGACUGGAGCUCCACUCUCUAUGAUGGAGCUGGCGACAGAGCUUUUAAGCUGUGGGGCUACUGUCUCUGCCGUUGUGCUUAGCAGGAAGGGUGGCUUGUUGCCAGAGCUAGCUAGGAGACGAAUCAAGGUGCUUGAGGACAGAGCAGACCACAGCUUUAAAACUGCAAUGAAGUCUGAUCUAGUCAUUGCUGGAUCAGCUGUUUGUGCUUCAUGGAUCGAACAAUAUAUUGAACAUUUUCCUGCUGGUGCAAGCCAAGUUGCUUGGUGGAUUAUGGAAAACCGACGGGAGUACUUUGAUCGUUCAAAGGCUGUCCUGCACAGAGUAAAACUGCUGGUAUUCCUUUCUGAGUUGCAAUCUAAGCAGUGGCAAAAAUGGUGCGAGGAAGAAAACAUAAAACUGAGAUAUCAACCUGCACUGGUUCCGUUGUCCUUGAAUGAUGAAUUGGCUUUUGUGGCUGGCAUUCCUUCUACACUUAAUACUCCAUCCUUCAGUGCUGAGAAAAUGUUAGAGAAAAGACAAUUGUUAAGAGAUACAGUCCGAAAGGAAAUGGGCUUGGCUGAUAAUGAUAUGCUUGUGAUGACUUUGAGUAGCAUAAACCCAAGUAAGGGUCAGCUGUUGCUUCUUGAAUCCGCAAGCACAAUAUUAGAACAUGGACGGUUGCAAGAUAACAAGACCAUGAAAAAAUCAUCAGAUGUGGGAAGAGGUCUAUCUACCCUGGCUAGAAGACAUCAUAUAAGAAGUUUGAUGCAAUUGUUGAAUGCUGACGACAGAGAUUUGCAUGAUAUCUCAAGCAUGUCUUUGAACAGUGCCAGAAGGAAGGCGUUGUCAAACAAUGAAACGCCCUUGGAGCAAUCUCUUAGAAUUCUUAUUGGUUCUGUCGGAAGUAAAAGUAACAAAGUGGAUUACGUUAAGAGUCUUCUGACUUUCUUAUCUCAGCAUUCAAACUUGUCAAAGUCAGUUUUGUGGACUCCAGCAACAACACGUGUUGCCUCACUUUAUUCUGCUGCAGAUGUUUAUGUUAUAAAUUCUCAGGGACUGGGAGAAACGUUUGGGCGGGUGACUGUAGAAGCAAUGGCAUUUGGUCUUCCGGUGCUUGGAACAGAUGCUGGAGGAACACGAGAAAUUGUUGAGCACAAUAUUACUGGUCUUCUUCAUCCUACCGGACAUCCAGGGAAUCCGAUCCUUGCACAAAAUCUCCGGUUUUUACUUGAAAACCGGUCAACAAGGGAACAAAUGGGAAUGGAGGGAAGAAAGAAAGUGCAGAGGACGUACUUGAAGCAGCAUAUGUACAAGAGUUUCGUAGAGGUUAUUGUCAGGUGCAUGAGAAGCAAAUAACUGCGCCUUGUGCUUGCACUUUUCUCAUUCUUUUAUUGGAUUCAUAUGAAAUGAUCUCGUGAGUUACUAAAGAGCAUAAACCUUUUUCUCCUGCCCGGAAGUAUCAGAAAGAGAUCGGCUUCUCUGAUUGUAUUUUUCAGGAAUAAUAUGUUUUAUGCCUUUUUGAGGAGCAAAAUAUUUUGACGUUGGACUUGAUUAAAUUAGUGGUUUUUUGGAAAUGAGGGAAAUUAAUCAAAGUAUAAGAAA
Prosopis cineraria is the source of this 3026-nucleotide messenger RNA. RefSeq lists its product as uncharacterized. Bases 672 to 2780 code for a protein of 702 amino acids. The record is from RefSeq and is a predicted model, not a curated record. The transcript is spliced from 6 exons. Gene Ontology annotation, molecular function: glycosyltransferase activity. Lineage: Eukaryota; Viridiplantae; Streptophyta; Magnoliopsida; Fabales; Fabaceae.